Messenger RNA from Cryptomeria japonica (Japanese cedar), 505 nucleotides. RefSeq names its product auxin response factor 9-like. Gene Ontology annotation, molecular function: DNA binding. The transcript has 3 exons. NCBI's taxonomy places the organism in Eukaryota, Viridiplantae, Streptophyta, Pinopsida, Cupressales, Cupressaceae. Gene Ontology annotation, biological process: regulation of DNA-templated transcription; response to hormone. Bases 64 to 435 code for a protein of 123 amino acids. The record is from RefSeq and is a predicted model, not a curated record.
AUCCAAACAAAGGCUGGCAAGUUGUCUACACAGAUGAUGAGGGAGAUAUGAUGCUUGUAGGAGAUGAUCCGUGGCAGUGAGAAAAGGAGGCAUUUGCUGACAGCUGGGUGGAGAGUCUUUGUUAACUCCGAAAGGCUUGUAGCAGGAGAUGCAUUCAUCUUUAUGAGGGAUAAAAAUGGCGAACUACAUGUAGGGGUCGGCGUGCCAUGCAUCAGCAAAGUAACAUUCCUGUCCGUAGUUAUAUCCAGUCGCAGAAUGGAGAUUUUUGUCCUUGCUGCUGCGUCACAUGCCAUUCCAGGGAGGGCUAUGUUUAGAGUCUACUACAAGCCAAGGCAAAAACUGAUGAUAUUUCCUAGUAGUCUCUUACCACUCAAAUUAUUUUCACAUUCAACAUCUAAAUAUCUUUUAGUGUUAAUAAAAUUCUACAAUCCAUGAAAUUAGACUGUGGUAACUGCUUUUAGAUUAGAUUGGGUGUAUAUUAUUUUAAUAUACAAUCUAAUCUAAU